Molecule: messenger RNA, 2850 nt
Organism: Anarrhichthys ocellatus (wolf-eel)
Lineage: Eukaryota; Metazoa; Chordata; Actinopteri; Perciformes; Anarhichadidae
Product: VIP36-like protein
Exons: 9
Coding region: 39-1127 (362 amino acids)
Biological process (GO): endoplasmic reticulum to Golgi vesicle-mediated transport
Cellular component (GO): Golgi membrane; endoplasmic reticulum membrane; COPII-coated ER to Golgi transport vesicle
Molecular function (GO): D-mannose binding
Source: RefSeq, a predicted model, not a curated record
ACCACGUGACUGGUUUAGUUGGAAGUGGGAGUGUAAAGAUGGUUGCUACUGUAAUCAAGACAAAUCUGGGUGGAUUCAGAAGUUUGUGGUUUUUAUGUCCAAUGUUUCAUCUGAAAAACAUCCGUGAAUCAACAUGUUUGUUUAUUACCGUUUGUAUUUUGACGAGCCAGUCGUUGGCAGACGAACAGGACUUUAUAGAAGACUUUUUGAAGCGGGAAUAUUCUCUGGUGAAGCCAUACCGUGGGUUGGGUCUCUCUGGUUCUUCACAGUGGUAUCUGAUGGGCACUGCCAUGGUGACACCUGAUUACGUGAGGCUGACCCCAGACCUGCAGAGCAGACAGGGGGCAGUGUGGAGUCGAAUUCCACUCUCCGUGCAGCAUUGGGAGCUUCAGGUUCACUUUAAAAUCCACGGCCAGGGAAAGAAGAAUUUGAAUGGGGACGGCAUGGCUAUCUGGUUAACCAAAGAUCGCAUGCAGAAUGGUCCUGUGUUUGGCAACAUGAACCAGUUCACUGGACUUGGAAUAUUCGUGGACACGUACCCCAAUGCUGAUAAGAACCUUGAUAAGACACAGUCUGGAACUCAGAGGCUAUUCCCGUUUGUGUCGGUGAUGCUGGGGAACGGGACUCUGUCCUACGACCACGAUUACGAUGGGCGCACCACUGAGCUCGGAGGAUGCGCGGCCAUGACGCGCAACGCAGUCUACGACACGCUUCUCCUCGUCAGAUACUCCAAAAACAGACUCACGCUCAUGGUGGACGUAGAUGGCAAGCAGGAAUGGAAAGACUGCGCUGACGUCACAGGACUGCGGCUCCCUUCAGGAUACUUCUUCGGCGCCUCCUCGGCCACCGGAGACCUGUCAGAUAACCAUGACCUCAUCUCCAUGAAGCUGUACCAGCUGACCGUAGAGAGGACUCCUGAGGAGGAGGAGGAGGAAGAGGAGGAGGUCACCAUCCCCAGAGUUGACAACAUGGAGCAGUUCCAAGUGGAAGUCCAGGAGGAAGAGAUGAGCGGAGUGCAGUUCUUCUUCACCCUCCUCUUCUCCGUCCUGGGCCUGGGUGUGCUGGCCGUGGUGGGGCUGAGCGUUUACGGCCGCUGGAAGGAAAACAAACGCAAACGUUUCUAUUGACGAGAGUGCGACCCGAUCGCGUGUAGAUGAUUUUUUUUUUUUUAGAAUGUGUUGUUUCCUAAUCAACAUACGUCAAAGCAAUGCAAAGACUGCUGUGGCUUUACUGAACCAUACAAUCGAACAAACAACCUUAUGGGUCUGAAGCCCAGAGCCAUAAGAACAUAAUCAGGCGAGAUGAAUAGGUGAGCCAGAUGUGAAACGUUCGUGUGUGUGUGUGUGUGUGUGUGUGUGUGUGUUUGUGUUUGUUUGUUUAAUGGAAGGUAGAUGAGCUAAACCUGAUUUAAUGUGAUUUCUUAUGUUCAAAUGCGCUUAUCAACUGAAAGCAGUGGGUCUGAACUAACUGAGACACUGUAGAUAUCCAAUAUUCACCAACAGGAAGAGACUGACUAAAAGCCUCUGAGUCUAUUCAAAAAGAUCCCAGAUGCUCUGUGUAGUUUACUGACGUCACGUCAUGGAUGUUGUGGUACUGCUGCGUAACGUGUGGUUACCUUUUACUGCCACUCGGUGCCGCCAUUGUGCAGCUUUAUUUCUCUGUGAAGCUGUGAAGACCAAUCAACCUGUGGCUCGUCGAAGACUUCUUGCUGUAUUGGAAAAAAAAGUUGCGCUGUAUUUGAGAGCAUCUUAUAAGCCAGGUAAACAUUUCCAUCAGCUAAGAUGGAUUCCUGUCAGCCGGUUUGUAAUGCACGGCUAAAGAAACGCGGUGCUCUAUGCUGUAACCAAUAAAGACGAGCUCUCACUGCGUUCCAGUUCUGCAGACUCGAGCUCCUCUUUUAUUUCCUGUUUGGCGUCACUAGUUGUUUGGUUUAUUUACUUCCUGGAGUAGCUCACAGCUCUCAGUUGUGAUACGUUGUUGCCUCUUAGCAGUAGUUUUUUUGUUAUGUUAACAAAAUCCAAACUUUUUCUGUGCCACUGAAUUUUAACCAGACCUGUUGAUAGAAAACAUCUUAUUUCAUUAAUGAAUUCAUCUGUGGUCAUGUGACCUUAGCCUUUAGCCCUAGCAUGCACUGUUGUACAAUAGCCAUAAGCAUUGUGCAGUCAAGCUGGCACUGAGUGUUAGAGCCCUCCAUCUGUGUAGAAUCAACAGAGAGGAGUCUGCUCUGUGCCGACAGGCCCCACCUCAUAACAUCUCGGUUACAUAUUGGUUCAAUAUGCCAACAUUACCCACAAUGCAACUUGGAUGCAGCCGAUGGCUAAUGUAGCCCGGAGCCUCUAGCGGUGUGUUUUCUGAUGACGGGCCUCUCUGAUGUGAGAUUUCUUUUUCUUUUUUUUUUAACAAAAACUCAUUAAUUAUUUCAUUAACUAAUGUUAUUAGUGGGUAGGCCAUUGCCCCAAAAGAGCGCUCCACUUUUACUUUCAGUAAAGUCCAACACAAUCACAGCUCUGCUGUAGUGAAAUAUUUGUAUGAGUGUUAACCACUGGGGAGAUUUUGUCUUACUGUUGCAGAUCUCAUUUUAUGGACAUAGUUGGAGUCGAGACGCUGUGGUCCUCCUGAAAGGUUUACUGGUGUUUCUCUUUUCCUGUAAUUGUCUCUUCUCUUUACUGUAUGUCAAGCUCCUUGUUGUAAUCGAUCAUUUCACCAUCAUGUGAGUUCAUUAUUUAAAUACUAAGUCAGUUAAAAUGUUCUGAUCGAAACCCCUUUUGUGAAAAAGUAGAAGUGAAGAGCUUACGUUGUGAUCAUUCUUUGUUUCUUUUCCUCUUUUCAGUAAAACAUUCUAAUUUGGUU